Messenger RNA from Acanthocheilonema viteae, 7296 nucleotides. Lineage: Eukaryota; Metazoa; Nematoda; Chromadorea; Rhabditida; Onchocercidae. The record is from the annotation of a GenBank genome assembly.
AUGGAGAUAUCGUCAGUAGGAGCAAUCGCGUACAUUGUAACAUAUGAUGGAUAUUAUACAGCAGAUAUUCGUUAUAGCAUAAUUAGGGAAGCUGUGAAAAUUACGGUAAAUAUUGAGCCCAGGCCUGUUUUAUUGAGUGAUUUUGAUGUCAUCGAGGUAUCGGCAUGCAAUUCAACCGUCUUUGUAGAAUCAUUACAACGAUCCAUUCAUACAAGACAUGUUGCAAGUAAUAAUCGUUUCACAGCGGCGUUGCCUAAAAAACUAUUAGUGAGUCGAAGGCGUCAUUCUGAUGAUAACGAAAUUCGUUAUGUUACCAAACUCCUUAAUGUUGAUAAGUUAUGGAAUAUGGGAUAUAAAGGGCAAGGUGUGAAAGUUGCGAUUUUUGAUACGGGCCUUGGUAAACAUCAUCCUCAUUUCCAGCAAAUUGUUGAACGUACUGACUGGACAAACGAGAAAACUGCUGAUGACGGUCUCGGUCAUGGUACUUUUGUUGCUGGUUUAAUAGCUAGUUCAGAUAAGAGAUGUUAUGGAUUUGCUCCUGCUGCUAGUAUUUAUGCUUAUAAAGUUUUUACGAAGAAACAAAUUUCGUUUACCUCGUGGUUUCUUGACGCUUUCAAUCAUGCCAUCCUGCGGGGUGUAAAUGUCCUGAAUCUCAGCAUUGGUGGUCCGGAUUUUACUGACCGGCCAUUUAUGGAUAAGGUAUGGGAACUAACCGCGAAUGGAAUUAUUCUCAUUUCAGCAAUUGGAAAUGAUGGACCAAAAUUUGGGACUCUAAAUAAUCCAGCGGAUCAAAUGGACGUUAUUGGUGUUGGCGGUAUAAAUGGUGAUUCUAAAAUUGCACGUUUUUCCUCACGUGGAAUGACCACUUGGGAGCUACCAGGUGGUUAUGGGCGAGUUAAGCCGGAUAUUGUUUCCUACGGUGCCUCCGUCUAUAGUUCUUCCUUAGACGGUAAUUGUCGUGCUCUUUCUGGUACUUCCGUUGCAUCACCGGUAGUUGCUGGAGCGGUAGCUGUAAUGCUGAGUGGUAUCGAAGAUAAACGUUUGUGGAAUCCUGCAGUUAUAAAACAGGCAUUAGUGGAAGGUGCAACCAGGCUUCCUAAUGUGGCAACAAUGUUUGAACAAGGAGCUGGUAAAAUGAAUAUUCUUGCAUCAUUCCAAUUCAUGCGACGAUAUUCUCCACGAAUCACUUUCAUUCCACCAUAUAUUGACUUUAAUGAAUGUCCUUAUAUGUGGCCGUAUUGUAGUCAACCACUUUACGCUUCCGGUAUGCCUACUCUCAUUAAUAUUACGAUCGUUAAUGGAAUGGGUGUGUCUGGUCGAAUAAUUGCAGAGCCAAUAUGGGAGCCAUUUUUGGAUGAAAACGGUGAUUUGCUGAAUGUUUCAAUAUUAUAUUCGGAUCUCUUAUGGCCAUGGUCAGGUUAUAUGGCAGUUAUAGUAAGUGUUAUGCCAAAUGGAUGUAAUUUUGAUGGAACUGCAAGCGGACGAAUCAGUGUUACAGUCACAUCAGAUGAACGUGGUGGACAAAAGCAGUCAACUGCAUUAUUACCAAUACGAGUUCGUGUCAUUCCGACGCCCCCAAGAAGCCAGCGAUUGUUAUGGGAUCAAUAUCGAAACAUUCGCUAUCCGCCCGGAUAUAUUCCACGUGACGAUUUACGUGACAAGACAAAUAUACUAGACUGGAAUGCUGAUCAUCCACAUACUAAUUUCAAACCACUUUAUCAACAUCUUCGUAGCAGUGGUUAUUACAUUGAGGUUUUAGGCGAACCUCUUACCUGUGUGGAUCUGAGCCAGUAUUCAGCUUUUUUAAUUGUUGAUCCUGAGGAUGAAUUUUUUCCUAACGAGCAACAGAAACUUUAUGACGAAGUAAAUAAUGCUAACCUCAAUUUGAUCAUUUUUGCGGAUUGGUACAACACAUCUGUAAUUGAGAAAAUUCGAUUCAUGGACGAAAAUACCAAAGAGUGGUGGGAACCAGAAACUGGAGGGACAAAUUUACCGGCUUUAAACGAUCUUCUUAAGAAAUGGAAUAUUUCUUUGAGCUCACAUGUUCUGGAUGGUAUAGCCACUAUAGGACAAACACCAGUGAAAUACUUGUCAGGAACAUCAAUAUCUAAUGCUCCAUCUCAUGCCUUCAUUGCAUUAUCCAAUUUAAUUGAUUUGGGCGAAGAGAUAAUAGCAGAUAAAAAAGUUGAUCAGUUGUAUGAGGAAGCCAUUUUCUUGUACUACAAAAAUGACACUUUAUCAAAAACGUCGGGCUUUGUGGCAAUUUUUGGUGAUAGUUCAUGUCUUGAAGUUAGCACAACAUCGGAUGCAAAGAGUUGUAUCUUUUUGUUGGAAGCACUACUUGAAAGUGCAUUGGAAGGUGAUUUGAUCGAAAGUUUGCGUCAAUCGCUUGUACUUGCUGGUACUGCAUUAUCUUGGAAGCAUUCGCAGAAUUUACCACUUCCAAAGAGAAUGACUACUACGAAUUUUGCAAAAUAUUCAAAAGUUAUACUAGAUGUGUCAGCGAAUGCUGAACCAGUAUAUAGAGAAGAUCCAAAGUGUCGGAUUUUAUGGAGUGCUGUUUCGCAGCCGGUCGCCAACGUCACUCUUUCAUCAGAUUUGAGUGGCGGUCGUUUGAGGGAUGAUCAUACAAAUGUUCCAAAUGAAAAUCAGCUUUCCAAUGAAUUAACUUCUGCGCAGUCGAUUGAUUUGGAUGAGGACUCAUUUGCUUCAUUGUCACCGCCACCGAAAUUGAGCAAAAAGGCAUCUGCUAAAAGAGCAGUAAAACCUGGUGGAAGAAAGAAAGCUGAAAAACCAUCGGCAGAAAUAACUGCAGAAGAUCCAAUGGAUGUGUUUAUGGAUUUAGAGAAAGAAGAGAAGGAAAAUAAAGGAAAACGACUAAGCAUUGAGAAAAUAUAUCAAAAAAAAACACAACUUGAACAUAUCCUGCUACGACCUGAUACAUACAUUGGUUCCGUGGAAUAUACCGAUCGAGCUGUAGGUUUACUGUUUUGUUUACUUUCAAUGUGGGUGUACGAUACAGAAACUGAUCGAAUAAUUCAACGUGAGAUCUCAUAUGUGCCAGGUUUGUACAAGAUAUUCGAUGAAAUAUUGGUGAAUGCUGCUGAUAACAAACAACGAGAUCCAAAAAUGAAUCUUAUUAAAGUCAACAUUAAUAAGCAGGAAAAUGAAAUUACUAUAUUUAACAAUGGCCGAGGUAUUCCAGUUGUGCUGCAUAAAAUUGAAAAAUUGUACGUCCCCGAACUUAUAUUUGGUACCCUGCUUACCUCAUCAAAUUAUGAUGACAGUGAAAGGAAAGUUACAGGUGGCCGAAAUGGUUAUGGUGCAAAACUUUGUAAUAUAUUUAGCAAAGAAUUCACUCUGGAAACUUCUACUAGUGAGUAUGGGAAGGCUUUUAAACAGACAUGGAUCAAUAAUAUGUCAAAAGAUGAAGAACCAAAGAUAAUGGACAGUAGCAGAGAUGACUUUACACGAGUAAUUUUCAAACCAGACUUAGCAAAGUUUAAAAUGACUAAAUUGGAUGAUGAUAUUGUGGCAUUGAUGUGUCGCAGAGCUUAUGAUAUUGCUGGCUCAACAAAUGGUGUAAAAGUUUUCCUUAACAACAGACAAAUUCCUGUGCAAGGCUUCAAACAAUACGUUGAACAAUACGUGAAGCACAGUGUUGACAGUAAUGGUGAAGCGUAUAAGGUGAUUUAUGAAUCAGUUAACCCGCGCUGGGAAGUGGCACUCACAGUUUCGGAUAAAGGCUUUCAACAAAUCUCAUUUGUAAAUAGUAUUGCCACCACAAAGGGAGGUCGACAUGUUGAUUACGUUGUAGAUCAGAUUGCAAGCAAAUUAAUUGAUGUGAUUAAGAAGAAAAUUGGUAAAAGUGGUGGCAUUAGUGUAAAACCAUUUCAGAUCAAGAAUCAUAUGUGGAUAUUUGUUAAUGCACUUAUCGAAAAUCCAACAUUUGAUUCUCAAACAAAGGAAACGAUGACGUUGCAAUCAAAAAAUUUUGGUUCAACAUGUGAGCUCUCGGAAAAAUUUAUUCAAGCAGCAUUGAAAUGCGGAAUUGUAGAAGCAAUUAUGACAUGGGUGCGAUUUAAACAACAGGAAAUAUUAGAUAAAAAGUGUUCGUCUAAAAAGACCAGCAAAUUAAAGGGUGUGCCAAAGUUGGAAGAUGCUAACGAUGCUGGUACGAAGAAUUCGGCGCAAUGUACGCUUAUUCUUACAGAGGGCGAUUCAGCAAAAUCGUUGGCUGUUUCAGGUCUUGGGGUUGUGGGGCGUGAUAAGUAUGGUGUCUUUCCUCUUCGUGGUAAAAUGCUUAACGUUCGAGAAGGCAACCAUAAACAGAUAAUGGAAAAUGCCGAAGUCAAUGCCCUCUUGAAAAUUAUUGGUCUUCAAUAUCGUUUAAAAUACGUCAAAGAUGAGGAUAUGAAAACUCUACGAUAUGGCAAAAUUAUGGUUAUGGCCGAUCAGGAUCAAGAUGGAUCACACAUCAAAGGAUUGGUCAUAAAUUUCAUACACUAUAAUUGGCCAGCAUUGGUUAGACGAAAUUUCGUUGAAGAAUUCAUUACUCCAAUUGUCAAGGCAACAAAAGGCAAAGAAGAAAUUUCAUUUUUUUCAUUACCAGAAUACAGAGAAUGGCUUAACAAUACAGAAAAUUGGAAAACAUAUCGCAUUAAGUACUACAAAGGUUUGGGUACUUCGACAUCGAAAGAAGCGAGGGAAUAUUUCAUGGACAUGCGGAGACAUAGAAUACAAUUCAAAUAUAAUGGCGAAGAAGAUGAUCAGGCACUUGAUAUGGCUUUUAGCAAGAAAAAGAUUGAAGAACGGAAAAAAUGGCUUACGAACUGGAUGGCUGAAAGAAGAAGUCGUCGAGAAGAUGGUUUAACGGAAGAAUAUUUAUAUGAUAAAAAUACCCAUGUUGUUUCGUUCAAGGAUUUCGUCAAUAAGGAGCUUGUCCUUUUUUCGAAUUGUGACAAUGAGAGAUCGAUUCCAAGUUUGGUAGAUGGUUUGAAGCCUGGACAACGAAAAGUUUUGUUUACAUGCUUUAAACGAGCUGACAAAAAAGAAGUAAAAGUAGCUCAGUUAGCUGGUGCUGUUGGUGAAAUGUCUGCUUAUCAUCAUGGCGAGGCAUCACUGAUGUCAACAAUUGUGAAUUUGGCACAAGAUUUUGUGGGCUCAAACAAUAUCAAUCUUUUAUUACCAAUCGGACAAUUUGGCACACGUUUGCAGGGUGGCAAAGAUAGUGCCAGUCCACGUUAUAUUUUCACUCAACUCAAUCCUGUAACGAAAGCAUUGUUUCCGUCUGUUGAUGAAAAUGUUCUUCGUUUCUUGUUUGAAGAAAAUCAGAAGAUCGAACCUGAGUGGUACUGCCCAGUUAUUCCCACCGUAUUAGUAAAUGGUGCAGAAGGUAUCGGCACAGCUUGGUCCACAAAAGUACCAUGCUAUAAUCCUCGCGAAAUAGUAGAUAAUAUGCGCGCUUUAAUCGAUGGGAAAGAGCCGAAGCCUUUGAUACCAUGGUACAAACAUUUCCGUGGUACCAUCGAACAACUUGACGAUCAACGAUUUGUUUGUAAUGGCGAAGUAGCGGUUAUUAACAAUGAAACUAUUGAAAUAACUGAAUUGCCAAUUCGUACCUGGACACAAACUUACAAGGAAACAGUACUGGUGCCCAUGAUGGAUGGAAGUGAUAAGCAACCAGCAAUUAUAACAGAUUUCAAGGAAUAUCAUACUGAUACAACUGUUAAAUUUGUUAUCAAAAUGAAUAGUGAUAAACUGCGGGCAUCUAAAGAAGAAGGUCUUCACAAAGUUUUCAAAUUGCAAUCUGUCAUCAACACUACUUCGAUGGUGCUUUUCGAUCCAUUUGGAUAUUUGCGACGAUUUGAAAAUGUUAUAGAUAUUUGUAAAGAAUUCUUUGAAAUACGUAAGAAGAAAUACAUUGAGCGUAAAAGAUUUCAAGAAGGUCUGUUGCGAGCACAGAGUGAGCGACUCUCAAAUCAGGCAAGGUUUAUUUUGGCUAAAAUAAAAGGAGAAAUAUUGAUCGAGAACAAGCGAAAGGCUGCAAUUGUUGAACAGUUGAUAAAAAUGAGCUUCAAGCCAGACCCCGUCAAGAAGUGGAAAGAGGAGAUAAAAAAGCAGGAGUUAAUGAUGUUGGGAGAGGUGGCACAAGAUGAAGAUGACGAGGAACAAGAGGAAAACGAAGAGGAUAUACAUCAGAAUAAGGAGUUGGCUAGCAAAUUAAGCGAUUACGAUUAUUUAGUGGGUAUGGCAAUCCUAAAGCUUUCCGAAGAGGAAAAAGAUAAACUGUUGAAGGAAAGUGAAACAAAACUGAGUGAACUGAAGUCGUUGGAAGAAAUGACGUGGGCAGAUUUGUGGCGUGAUGAUUUGGAUUAUUUUCUUGCCGAACUCGAAAAACAGGAAGCAAAAGAACAAGCUGAUCUUGAUAUACAGAUUAAGAAUGCAGCGAAAAAACUACAAUCUGACAUUAGCAGCAUCGGACGAAAAAAAGCCGCUGUUGGUCUAGUUAGGGCAACAAAUAUACAGGAAGUGUUACCUGAUCCAUUUGCUGAGCGGGUGAUACCAAAAAUUGAUGCAAUGAAAGAAAAAUAUGAGCAGAAGAAAGCUUGUGAAGGCCGUGCUGGAAGGCGCAAAUUACUUGCUGUGAAAGAAUCAAAGCGUGAAGGAGAUGAUAUGCGCAAAUUUUUCAAUCAAAAUGGAAAUGGUAAGCAAGAAAAUCAAUCGAAGGUGAAAGGUAAGCAAGGAAAGCCAAGAAAAGAUGAUCAGAGAGAUGAAAAAGAUGUCGUUGAAGAAUUAUCCGUGCACGAGAGCAGUGAUGACAGCGUUAUUGCUUUACCACAUGCUAAGAAGCAAAAUAUUAAUAGCAAAAAUGAUGUUGAAAAAGUAAGAGACGUUCAGCGAAAUGUAGCCUCAGAAGGUGAAAAAAAUAGCAGAGAAGGAGGCAAGCGAGAAAUGAUCGAGAAGAAAACAAAGCAAAAACAGAGUUCUCCAGCGAUGCGUAUGGAGGAUUUCUUUAGACCCAAAAUUGGAAAGAAGCAACAGCGGCAUCAAGAGCAUUCCAGUGGAUCAGAUCCGGAAACUUCCGAUGAAGCUGGACCAUCAGGACAAAAAGAACUUCCUUUACGCCGAAGAGCUCGCGUAAAUUAUAAUGUUGAUGUUGAUAGCAGUGAUCAUGACAAUGAGGAUGAAAAAACGAAAGAUGACUCUUUUGUCGUUCCUAAGAAAAAACGUAAUAGGAAAGUGGUUGAAAGUGAUAGUGAUGAGGAUUACGAGAUGCAGCUUAGUAGUGAUUAG